Molecule: messenger RNA, 1778 nt
Organism: Aphanomyces invadans
Lineage: Eukaryota; Oomycota; Saprolegniomycetes; Saprolegniales; Verrucalvaceae
Exons: 1
Coding region: 17-1579 (520 amino acids)
Source: RefSeq, a predicted model, not a curated record
CCUCGGUAGCCACCACAUGAAGAAGCAGUCCUCGGCCGCGUCGACGUCUUCGAAUGGCGCGGGCAGUAGUCGGUUCCCGCUGACGACGUUGACGUUGGCACAGGAAAAGCAGUUCCGUGUCCAAGCGUCCGCGCUUCUCACCAAGUCGAUCCAAGAUUGCGAACGUACGCUAGCCGACAUCGACGGCCAGUGGAAGUUUGUCCGACUGCACCAAGGACUCAAAGUGUACAAAGCCAAAUCGCCGAAUGCGCCGUCUGAGCUCAUGGUGACGGGCAUCGUUCGCGGUUCGCUCCACGACGUGAUGAGCUGCAUGUACGCAGAUAACAGCUUUCAGUUCCGUGUGAACUCGGCGCUCCUCAUGCCCAAGGAACACCUCGAUUGUGAAGUUCUGCACGCGAUCAACACCAAAGACAACACGCAUCCGUUUCGAUUCAACGGAAUCAAGUGGUGUGCGACCAAGUGGCCGGGAGGCACCAUGAACAAGACCCGCGACAUGUGCUUCUUCGAGACGACCGGCAUCACCCAAGCGCGGGACAACCAAGGACAGCUUCUUGAGUACGGCUACAGCAUCAUGGAAUCGAUUGAACUGGCACAGUGCCCACAUCUCGACAUGUACUCAAUCGUGCGCGCGAAGAUGAGUGUGCGCCAUCUCUUCCGCGAACUUCCUUUGGGCUGCACCAUGGUCGUUACCCAUUGCACCGUUGACCCAUCGGGCAUCCUUCCCACGUGGAUGACGGACUUCAGUACAUUGCCACAUUUACUAUCGAUAUCCCGUGCUGUCGAAGUCUCUGAAUCCAUUCGGCUGUCAAAGGCGUUGCUGGACCAGGUCAACUCGUCGCCCAACGCAAGCUCGGCGAGCUGGACAAACCGACUAUCUCUCUUCAACCGUGGCUCGGAAUGCGCCCUCUGUGAGAACGGCAGCCAGUUCAAGCUGGAAAAGAAGCGCAUCGUCGAAGCAGUUGGGGCUGGUGUGAAAACCGCUGCCAAGUACUUUUGCCCCGUGUGCUUGGCGGCUAGCCUUCGACAGGGCGUGAACGACUCGUCCCCCGUCGGCCCAGACCUUACCAACUUUUUGCUCCAACAACAACAGGCUCCUUCGUCGUACUCGAUGGUGAGCAAACCGUCAAGCGCCACCAUUUACAGCGACGACUUGUCGGAAGACAUGUCCGAGUUGUCGUCGAUUUACGAAGAGUUGGCGCCCCUGCCGCCGCCGAUUUUGGACUUUGACGACGAUGAAGCAGAAGAAUCCGUGUACAGUGGCCUGGAUUUCGACUACCGUUCGACGUGUCUGUCCGAAAACUCGACGUCGUUUAGCACCGAGAGCAGCGGCGCCGUGUUGUACGAACACGCCAGUCCCAGCCACUCGCACUACUCGAUGCUCUCGAACAGCGUGAGGCUGUACGAUAGCAGCCCCCGAAGCAGCAACAACAGCAGCAACGGCAGCAGCCCCACCAUGUCGCCGUCGAUCCUAGCCCAACAGCUCGUGCACCUCAACAUGCAAAUGGACAACACGGUCGACAUCAUGCGAAGGAAUCGGCUGCGCAUGACGAGCCUCCAAGGCACGACCAUGUCGACGUGAGACCGAUGGGUCGCGGCCACUUAUUUACUAUAGAUUGAAUCAUUAUGAACCACUGACACCCUCUUUCAGCGGAUGCACCUCUGACUUGCACGGUCGUCAGUAUACGUACAAUUUUAUCUAUUUAUACAGGAGUCCGACUUCAAUUCUUCUACUGCGCCACCGUCGAAAACCUCUAUAUAUAAAUACUUUGCCAUGGGGC